AUUUCCCAAGUCGCACCUGUGUUUUCGAACCAAAACAAAGAUGGCGGACACCGGCUAACACGAGAGGGCCGCAACUUGGAAUUUUUUUUUUUUUUUUUACAUCUUUUUAAGUGUUUAGUGGACACACUUUUUAUUUUAAUGACUGCAACUAACACGUCCGUUUGAGAGCCGGGGAUGUUCAGAUCCGGAACACCCUCAACUUGCCGGUACAUGUCCAGCUGUGGUGGUCCAGGGGUUUAAGGAGGUGCAGCGGGCUGAUGCUCUCCUCCGUCUCCCUCCGCAGAGCUGAGCCAUGGAGGGAGGAGAGCUGCGGGCUGGGCGCAUGCAGAGCUUCUCUAAGCUGCCUGUGUGGAUCAUAGAGCAUGUCUGGACUCACAAGCUGAUGGAUAUACAACAAGUUUUGGACCCGUCCAGCUGGCCAGAUGUGGACUCCCAGCCUCUGAGUCUGGAAGACUCGUGGAGGCUGCGCGUUGUUUCUGCUCAGGUCUAUUCCAUCGUAAAGAGCAGGGACCUGGAGCACUUUGAGAGGGUGAUGGGGUUUCUGGAAACCAUGUACCGACUUCUACCCAGACUGGUGCCUGCCAUCAAACACAUGAAGAUCAUGUUUGGAAUCAAGACCAUGGUCAUUAUGUGGAUGCUCAAAGAGGGCCGGGGAAUGGUUGACACCGUGUCAAAAAUCGGCCAGUUCUUCCCGAGCAAACUCCCCGAGUACCAAGACCAGUGUAGCCAACGUGAAAUGUUCCUCAUGAGGAAGAACCACCUGGACUUUAGGACCCUGGCACAAACACUUGCUAUGGACAAAGACAAACUUGAACAUUACAUUAAGAAUGAGAUGGAGGAGCAGUAUGGGGAACGGUAUGCUCAGAAAGUCGAGGACAGGCUGCUGCAUUAUCUCCAUGAGCUAGAUGCUGUGUUACAAGGAGAUACCUACAUUGAUAAGAUCCUGAAGAAACAGAGCCCUGUGACUGAAGAGGAGAAGCUACUUUUAGAGGUAAUAAGCUCUGACUCCACCACCAUAGCAGCGACCCUGAAGAAGCUGCUGCACUGCGAUGCUGCUUCCUGUCGUCAGUCGUCGAUAUCUCGGUCGCCUCAACUCUUUAAGUCGGCUCCUUAUGAAAGCUCUUCAAAGGCUCCUCUCAAGUCAGCAGAAAGCCAGACUCCUCCAGAUGUUCAUCCAGAGGAGGCUCCUUGCGACGUGUCCAAAGACGGUGACAGUUUUUCGGACAGGAGCUCAGACGUUAGAGGACAUCAGCAACCAGAGGAGGAAGAUGAGGUGAACAAGAGAGCGGAGGAAGAGGACAGUCAGGGAAGCAGCACAUGUGUUCAGGAGGCGGCCUCCACCCCUCAGUUCUGCUCCAAACACCAGCGAUGGGUGAAGAGCAUCCUGCUGGGAUGCUCGGAAGAGCUUCUCCUUCAGGCCAACGUUUCUUCAUCUCCCCUGCUCUUCCCGUCGUCAUCUUCUACCUCUUCAUCACAGGACCUCACGCCAUCUGACCUCAUCCCCUGUCCGCCCGAUCAGCCACCUUUGCAGACCCCCAGCCCUCCUCGCGCAGCAGUCCAAGCAUCCAGAACAGCAAAACCCAAAUACAGGCGCAGCUCCGGGUCACUCGGAUCCUCAGGCGACACCUCACAAGCACAAAUUCUGCCUCAGGCCUCGUCUGCUCGGGGCUCUCCACUGCCUGCUCUGCUGUCACCGGUGGUCCGACUGGUGAACAUCGGCUCCUUCGAGACAAGCUGUAAACACCAGCACGCAUCACCAAAGCAGCUUCUUCUGGCAGCUUCUUCCGGUUCGGAGAUGCUAAGUUCUCCACACCAUCACACCUCAGGAAACGUAAAAGACAAAAACAGUUCAUCUACCUCUGCCAGGUGUCAAACCCCGACUGAACGGAGAAAGCUCAGACGGGUCUGCAGUACCAACAGACACAAAGAGGAUUUGGAGGCAUUCAUUCAAAACCCCCAGCAGCUUGUUCAGGACCCAAGUGCCUCUCAGGUGGGUGUUCCAGCCACAGCCAGUGACAUCAGUGUCUCUGGACCUCCUCAGAAAGGUGCUCAGUCAGAGAGUUUGUUCUCAGCCUAUGCUGCCAAUCAAAUCACACCAUCUUCCAAGUCAUCUAAAAAAGUCGUCCCUCGGAGCUCUCUUCGCCAUCGUCAGCCACAAAAUAACAGCAGACCUCGAUCAGAAACCGCCCAACGUUCCUCACGCUCCUCCUCUGCUGCAGGCAGGUCCAAAACCAGCCGAGGACUCAGAGCUCAGCUGAGGCUAUCGCUGCCCAGUCAGGGUGUGCUGCUGCACUCCAAGCUGCUACAACCCUACGUGAGUCUUACCAGGUUGAGCUCUGAGCAGUGUCACCUAUCGACCCAAAGGACGGCCUCAGCUGGGCAGGAAGAGCUCGUGGAGCAAGACAGCGACAGUGAGGAAAGGAGGAAGGAAGAGGAGGAAGACUUAGACUCUUCCUUCGAUGUGAACGCUCUUUUCUCCACCGAUUCCUCAAGCAGUGACGGAGAGGAGUCACCUGACCGUGACCCUGAUUAUAGACCUCACAUCAAAAAGAAAAGACUUCUGUUGGAGUAUGAAAAUGCAAGGGUGCUCAGUCACGGUGACGGCAGUUGAACUAAUUUAUCCUACUCGAGUACUCGAGGAUUAAAUCAAGUUUUUAGAGUAUUUUUAGAUGCCGCGUGAAGAUACAGCCAUCAGUGCUCUCUAAUGAUCUGUCUGUUCUUGUGAGCUAACAUGGUUCCUCUACGCUAACUGAAUGUAGAUGUGCAAAACACAGAACAUAGAAUUGUUUUAAAUAGAUUUGUCUCCCUAUUAAAAUCUGUAGAAGGUAGCACUCAAACACGUUUAACUGAAAGGAAAAAAAGCUUCUUGUAAACGUUUGUAUGGUGCAGCGUAUUGUAGCAGGUGUGUAUCGAGUGUUCUGGUUUAUGAUAAUAGGUCUCUGAUUAUAUAAGUGAGAAUAAAUAACCCAGAGGGGAUCGUUGUAUUUUC
Messenger RNA from Oreochromis niloticus (Nile tilapia), 2989 nucleotides. RefSeq lists its product as uncharacterized. The coding region runs from base 293 to 2611 and encodes 772 amino acids. The record is from RefSeq and is a predicted model, not a curated record. NCBI's taxonomy places the organism in Eukaryota, Metazoa, Chordata, Actinopteri, Cichliformes, Cichlidae. The transcript is spliced from 8 exons.